GUUUCCCUUCGAAGUGGCUCCCCCGCCUGAGGAGGACUACAGCCUCUCGCAGCAGCCAUCGCAGCUCCCGCCCACUCAGGUGUGGUCCAAGGCUCCACAAUCCUGGCAGACACCCAAGACCUGCCAUGCAGCCAUGGGGCACCAGCAAGUGUGCAGGAAACCUUGGGGCCAGCGGCUCAGCCAUGCACCACAGAGCCAUCAACAGGUACAUGGUCACUACACUCCAGAGCAUAGCCUCACCCAGGGUCACCAGACAGAGGGCCACUUCUACCACCAGGACCAGCUGUGCACUGCUGAUGAGCAAGAGGAGCAAGCAAGGGAUCACCAGACUUACCAGAAAGGACUUGGUGCUCAUGGUCAUCAAGUUCACCCAGGUCAAGUCAUGCAGCAUCAGGCCACUCCAGACCACCAGAUCUACACAGGAGCCUCACAGAAUCACCAGGUGCACCAGGCUGUGAAUCACACUACACAGGGUCACCAAGUACAGCUGACUUCAGCAUCUUGUCUGAGCAGCAGUGGCAGGGAGACUUCUGCUUCAGGAAACCAGCAGGGAAAUACUUCAGAUAGUGGCAUGCUGAGGCCUGUGGCAGAAAUACCUGCCCAGUACAGGUCCCUCUUCUCCCAGUUUCCCUUCUUUAACAUUGUCCAAUCCACAGUGUUUCCUGAUGUGUUUGAGUCUGAUCGCUCAGUGGUGGUGUCAGCUCCCACGGGCUCAGGAAAAACUGUGGUGAUGGAGCUAGCUUUGGUGCGGCUCCUCAUAACUCGAGACCGUAAUCAUCCCAGUGAUCCUCCACCCCAGCCAGCUAGGGUGGUGUACAUGGCACCCAUGAAGGCACUGGUGACAGAGAGGUACUUGGACUGGCGACAGCGACUGGCACUGCUCAAUCUUACGUGUGCUGAGAUCACUGGUGACACCGAGCAUGAUGACAUUACUGUCAUCAAGAACUCACAGGUGAUACUGACCACGCCGGAGAAGUGGGACUUUCUCACCCGCCGCUGGAGGGACCAUGCCUCCCUCAUGCAGGCAGUGUCUCUCCUCCUCAUUGAUGAAGUGCAUGUGCUGAGUGAUGAGGGUCGUGGGCCAACCCUGGAGGCUGUGGUGUCCCGCAUGAAGACCAUCCGAGCCACCAGGCCCUCACAUGGAAACUCAGAUGCAUCACCCAGGCUCAGGUUUGUGGCAGUGUCAGCAACAAUUCCUAAUGUUGAGGAUGUGGCUGCCUGGCUUUCAGAUGAUCCUGCUCCUGCAGUCUUUCACAAACUAGAGGAGAGUCUGCGGCCUGUCAAGCUGCGACGAGUGGUGCUGGGCUAUGACUGUCGGGACAACUGGACAGAGUUCCGCUUUGAUAUCUCACUUAACUACCGACUUUCUGGUGUUAUUGCCAACUACAGUGAAAAUAAACCCACACUAGUUUUUGUAUCAACAAGAAAGGCAGCUCAGUCCUCUGCCACCACCCUGGCCAAGGAGGCACGGCUCAUACGAGAUGCAGCACACAAGCAGCUUCUCACCACUGUUGCUAAUGGACUCAGGGACAACAAGCUCAGAGAGUGUGUGAUGUAUGGUGUUGGGUUCCACCAUGCUGGGCUGGUGAUGGGGGACAGAAGACAAGUGGAGGAGCUGUUCAUUGCCAGUCAGUUGCCUGUCCUUGUGGCUACAAGCACCUUAGCGAUGGGAGUUAAUUUGCCGGCACAUCUAGUCGUUGUUAAGUCCACCACACAGUAUGUAGGGGGAGCCUAUGAAGAAUACUCCUCUGCUCAACUCCUUCAGAUGACAGGCCGUGCUGGAAGGCCCCAGUUUGAUACCCAUGCUACUGCUGUCAUCAUGACCAAGAGUAAACAUAAGAUUAAGUAUGAAAACCUGCUUUCAGGACGCGCUCAUCUUGAGUCCCAUUUGCACCUCCACCUGGCGGAACACCUGAACGCUGAGAUCGUGCUGGGGACCGUGACAGACCUGGGAGUGGCUGUGGAGUGGCUGCGGUCCACCUUUCUGUAUGUACGAGUGCAGCACAACCCUCGGCACUACGGCCUGCCUGAAAACCUCAAGCAGGCACAACUGGAGGCUAGAUUACAAGAAAUGUGUACGAAAGAGGUGAAUGCGCUGGCCAGGGCGGGGGUCAUUCUACUAAACGAAGUUGACAUCAAGCCUACAUUACCUGGCAGACUCAUGGCUCGCUAUUGCGUUUCCUUCAGCACCAUGAAGACAUUCCUGCAGCUGAGUGGGCAGGAAAGCCUCAGGGAGCUGGUGGAAAUGAUAUCCGCCUGCCAGGAAUUCUAUGACAUGAAGGUGCGGGUGUCGGAGAAGAGGGUGCUGAACGAACUGAACAAGAGUCAGACAUCGGCCAUUCGCUUUCCCAUCAAGGGCAAGAUCAAGACACGGGACCACAAGAUUAACUGCUUGGUGCAAGCCACGCUGGGCAGUGACAACAUUGUGGACCCGGGUUUGAGUCAGGAAGCGGGGAAGAUAUUCCGCACCGGACAGCGGCUCACCAAGUGCCUGGCAGAGUACAGCGUUUCGCGGAGCGAAUAUGAACUGGUCUUGAACACACUGCUUCUGGCCAAGUGCUUCAGCUGCCGUCUGUGGGAGAACAGCCGCUUCGUGACUCGCCAGCUGGAGCGUAUCGGCCCUGCCUUCAGCACUGCCUUCGUUCAGUCCAAGAUCACCUCCUUUGCUGCUCUGGAGGCCGCUUCCCCCAGGGACAUCGAACUGAUACUGAGCCGCCAGCCGCCCUUCGGGAACCGCAUCCAUGACCAGGCGACCAAACUGCCGCGCUAUGAGGUGACUGUGGAGCAGCUCAACCAGGUGAGUCGCGAGAAAAGCGACCUGCGGGUGACGGUCAAGCUAGCGAACCAGGAGGCGCUGAAGGACGGCUCCACCACACCCAAACACCACGCCUGCCGCCUCCUGCUGGGCAGCACAGACAAUAGGGUCAUUUUCCAGCAGAGGAUCACGGACGCCUCACUGAAGGAGUUUGGGUCAGUGAGUCGCGUGGUGAACGUCAAAAGAGCUGAGGCUGGAGACGAAUUGGCUGUCAACUUCAUCUCUGAGACCUGGGUUGGGUUGGACGUUCAGAGCACCUACACACCACGCUACCUCCCACGCCCCACGACCAGCAUCAAGGCCACCGCCACCACCACUACUUCCAUCAAGAAUAAAGAUUACGAUGACAACACUACCGCCACCAGCACCAGCGGGGACUCUAGCAUGAGGGGAGAAGGGGAGCGGCGUGCCUGUCUCCACACCUGUGGGGACAAACGUAAUUGUGCUCACACCUGCUGCAAGGUCGGGGUGGUGAGUGCGAAGGGGAGCAGCGGCCGUGGAGACGUGCCAGCUGUGGUGCAAGAAGUGAGGAAGAGAACCACACACCUCCCCGACACACCUGUCAAGAAGCUCAAGAGUAAUAUGGGCAUUUCGCAGUUCCAGUACAAGCCAACACGCCCUACUAUGUUGAUGGCCCCGCCGGCCCAAGCCAGCAGACAGCAGACCUUCACUCCCUACCCUGAAGCAUGCCACCAAGACGGGAACCAGACCAAGAGCUUUGCUGGUGCCGCCACAGCAAUGCUUCACGGACACCAACGAGAAAAUCUUCAGACGGAGGACCUCAUAACUGACGAUGUCCUGAAUGACUUUGAGAACGAAGUUGACUUCACACAGGACAUGGAUGACUUGAUGGACGCAGAGGCUAUGGAAGCUUUCUUAAUCGACUUUGAGAAGGAGAAUCUCCCGGAAGAAUACGUGGAUGCCUUUGACGAGCCUCUGGAGGUGGAGGACAUUCAGGGUACAACUGAAGACACGCCACACACUUCAUGGCCUCAACACUACCAGAACCACACCCUCCAAGCAGCCACUAGGCCAGGGCCUCACCAGCCUGUGACGCCAAGACCAGAACUGAGGCCGAUCAGACCCUCACAGGCUACAUGCAGUCAGACUCUGUGGGCACAACGACAAGGAAUACAGAUGACCCAAGCUCAGAGGUGUCAGAGGCCACGGGGCUACGCCAGGCAGGAUCAAGGUACGGUUAGACCCGCAGCGAAGAGCACCACCCAGACCACCUUGAUCCAGUGGCUGCAGAACAGCCAGAAACACGCGCCAUCUCCACAUACUCAGACAAAUCAAGUUCAGACACCUGGUGUGAGACAGAUCCAGACCACCAUGCGACCAGCGUCCCCGCGAAUCACUCAGAAUCAGCGGCUUCAAGCGUCAGCCAAAGUAUUGACUAACCAGAGUCAGCGCUGCCUCAGACCUGCAGAGGUAGUUACCAGUCAGAAUCAGUGGUCUGUCAGGCCUGCUAGAGUGAUGCCCAGUCAGAGUCAGCGUCUCCUUACGCCAGCAGGAACACUGGCUAGUCAGAACGGGCAGCCUGUCGUGGCUGCAGGAGUAAUUGUUAAUCCGAAUCCACGUACUAUUAGACAAUGUCCACCUAUAAGUCAAAAUGUAGAGCCAUUCAAGCAUGCAGGGGCAAUGGGCAGAGGACGUAUGCCACCUCCUAGAUCUACUGUAACACUAAGCAGUCAAAAUGCUGAACCUUCCAGACUUGUAAGACCACAGGUAGCCCACACUCUCCGACCAACUUACACUACAGCAGCUCAGGUACAUCAGAGGCGAGAUCCGGUUCCAGAAAUGGUCGAUACUCAAGGUGCUUUUCCUCCAGAAUAUGCUUCACAAAUUACAGAGUCUGUGCAAGACAGCCAACAAGCAAUCAGAGGACCAUUACGUGCGCCAAUGUAUCUCGUCGCUCCCACUCAGAGACCACCUAAUACCUACGGAGCUGGAGGGCCGGCCAGCCACGCCUCAGUACCUAACACACAGGUGCCUCACACUGUGUAUCAAGAGGUUAAACUGGCUGGACAGUUGCAGAAUGUCACCGAGCCCAUGACAUGGCAGGUUGCCCAGGUGGAGAAUAAAAGGCAGUGGCUGUCAGAAAGUGAGGCUGAGCUGGAAUAUAAAGCAUGGAUGCCCACUAAUAUUUCUCAAAACCACCAGCCAGCCAUAGAGUUGUCUUGUAGUGGUGUGCCUUUCCCUUCAGGCUCAGUAGCGAGGCCCACACACAUCUCCGGGGCACCUUGGCACUGGCAGAAUCAGCAGCAGGAACAACAGCCCCACCAGCAAGCAGCUGAUGGAGGUGUGUGGAGCUCACAGUCGAUGGAAGCACCGCCGCGGGCCCUACAGACGGGGAUCAGCAGUCUAAAACAGUGUCGCUCGCCGGCUUCUGACGUGGAGGGUUCUUUCGUCAAUCAUCCUCCAUCCACCUCACACAACGAUCUCCCUACUCCCCAGACUAUCACCACGGACACGGCCUUCACCUCACUUGAAUCUGAAUACCAAAACAGUGUUGCCUCCACCAGAAGCCGCUAUCGUUACUCGUCUAAUAUAAUGCAGUUGCCGGCACUGUCAAAGUCACCCACGCAGCAGAGUGAAAGCGUUGCCUUGCAUGUCAAGCCCGUGGUGGGGAUCAGGCCAAUGGUUUCAGAUGCGGAAAAAAAGAAAAAGCAACCAGACCCCUUCUCUCACCUGACGAAGGAAUGGAGUGAAAUGCAGAGAGGGAAGUGCAAGGGUAAGCUGAGCAACAUCUACUUCCCCAAACCUUCGCCACGGCCCUUGGAAAGAGCAAGGACUUCUGUUCCAUCCCCGACUACUUGUAAGAGCAAUGAUGACUGGAAGGACCUGGAGAUGUUCCAGUGGUGUCGCCAGCAAGAAAAACUAGCGUUACAUUCUCUGUACCAGCGGGAGGCACCGGCCGAAGCUCAGUACCCUCCCAGUGAUAUGUCACAGGACCACCCCGUCCCUGACCGGGCUCCCUCUGCCUCGCGGCCGCUGCCCCAGACCAGCAACCUGCAGAUUACUUACGACAACGGCAGCCAGGGUCCUGUGGUGGGCGUGGGGUUGAGUGGAGUGGGCAGUGCCCGGCAGAACAUCAAAAUUAAUCUGUCCAGCCUUGAUAUGGUCGCUGCAGCUAACACACAGGACGUUGAGGAGCCGCAGGUGCGGGGCAUACUCAAGAAACCCACGCAGAGCGCCUGGUGUGUUCCGGACAUCUACGAGGGCAUCACGUGAAGGGCGCCGCGGUGUGGCGGCGGCGGCAGCGGCGGUGGCACGUUAGUAAAGGAAAGCUGAGUCUGCACGUCACCUCCCGGCAUGCUCUCCGUUGGACUGUCAAGGUA
This is a messenger RNA of Portunus trituberculatus (swimming crab), 6156 nucleotides long. RefSeq names its product probable ATP-dependent DNA helicase HFM1. The transcript has 31 exons. The record is from RefSeq and is a predicted model, not a curated record. Gene Ontology annotation, molecular function: ATP binding; nucleic acid binding. NCBI's taxonomy places the organism in Eukaryota, Metazoa, Arthropoda, Malacostraca, Decapoda, Portunidae. The coding region runs from base 134 to 6049 and encodes 1971 amino acids.